Dromiciops gliroides (monito del monte) is the source of this 189-nucleotide messenger RNA. RefSeq names its product 40S ribosomal protein S28-like. The transcript has a single exon. NCBI's taxonomy places the organism in Eukaryota, Metazoa, Chordata, Mammalia, Microbiotheria, Microbiotheriidae. The coding region runs from base 1 to 189 and encodes 62 amino acids. Gene Ontology annotation, molecular function: structural constituent of ribosome. Gene Ontology annotation, cellular component: cytosolic small ribosomal subunit; ribosome. The record is from RefSeq and is a predicted model, not a curated record. Gene Ontology annotation, biological process: ribosomal small subunit assembly; translation; maturation of SSU-rRNA.
AUGGACACCGGCAGCGUUCAGCCCAUCAAGCUGGCUCAGGUCAUCAAAGUUCUGGGCCAGACCGUUUCUCAGGGCCAGUGCACCCAGGUGCGCAUGGAGUUCAUGGACGACACGAGCCGCUCCAUCAUCCGCAACGUGAAAGGCCCAGUGCGGGAGAGAGACGUGCUCACCUUGCUCGAGUCAGAAUGA